Pedinophyceae sp. YPF-701 is the source of this 2850-nucleotide messenger RNA. Lineage: Eukaryota; Viridiplantae; Chlorophyta; Pedinophyceae. The record is from the annotation of a GenBank genome assembly.
AUGGCCGACUACGCGACGGGCCUGCACCGUGUCUUCUAUGGCUCGGUGCAGGAGCCCGAGCCGCUCAAGGAGCUGCAGGAGCGCCGCUGGCAGGUGAAGCAUCUUUCGAUCGCGGCGGACUGGGACUCGGCGAACCUCGCGAGCGCGCGGCUCGGGCCGAACAACACGGUCGUCCUGGGCACCCUGCGCGACAACCACGGCACCGCGCAGGAGACAGGCAACCGCUCUUGGUUCUACUUCUCCGUCGAGGGCCACGCCGCCGCCGAGCACGUCACGUUCCACAUCACCAACCUCAACAAACAAAAGUCCCUCUUCGUCACACACGACCACCGGCCCGUCUUCCGCCUGAAGGGGUCGACGUCCUGGGAGCACCUGCGCUUCCGCGUGAAGUACCGGCGCAGCGACACUGGCGGCGAGAUGACCUUCACGCACCGCUUCACGAGCGCGAAGAAGCACUACUUCGCCCUCUGCUUUCCGUUCUCCUACGACGACAACGCCACGCUGCUGCGGCGCACCACGGCCCUCCUGCGGGCGCACGGCGCCACCGUCACCGCGCCCCCCGCGGGGCGUCUCGCGCAGUCCCCCGCGCCCUCGCCCGCGCGCGCCUCGCCCGUCCCCGCCGCGCUCCGCAACAACACCGACCCGUCCAAGUCCGUCCCCGCCGAGGCGCUGCGCUCCCGCAUGGACGCCAUGUCAGACGCGAGCUCCUGCAGUGAGCAGGAGGACUCUGACAACGAGGGGGGGGGGUCGAGCAGCGGCGCGGGGACGCAGGAGGGGGAGUCGCGCACGGCGUCGUCGUCGCGGCGGGGCUCGAUGGAGCGCCCGGCGACGAGCCCGCCGCUGCCGGCGGCGGGGAGCGACGGCGGCCACGUGCAGGGCUUGCAGGGUGUGGGGUGGCACGGCGGGGGCGUGGCGGCGCCGCCGCGCGCGGCCGCGGCGCGCGGGGCGGUCUCGCCCGGCGGGAGGCUGAGCAGCGAGGCGGCGGGGGUGUUCUUCCGGCGCGAGGCGCUGGCAGUCACUGAAACGGGAAUGCGGGUGGAACUGCUCACGAUAACUGAGGCCGGGGGCGGGCUCACGGACGUGGGCCCGGGCGUCGCGCUGCACCCGUCGGGCCCGAACAUGCUGCCCGACCAGCGGCCCUCAGACGGCCACACCGGCCUGGGGGUGUGUCCGGAGUUCCCCGGGAGGGCUGUCGUCGUCGUCAGCGCGAGGGUGCACCCGGGGGAGACGCCGGCGAGCAUGAUGAUGAACGGCGUCAUCGAGAUGCUGCUGCGCCCGCACGACCCGCGCGCGGUCGCCCUCCGCCGCAGCUUCGUCUUCAAGCUCGUCCCGAUCCUCAACCCCGAGGGCGUCCGCGCGGGGCACUUCCGCCACGACCUGCACGGCGUCAACCUCAACCGCGCCUACCGCAGCCCCGACCCGCACACGCAGCCGCAGAUCCACGCCCUCAAGGCCCUCCUGCUGCACUACGCGCGGCAGGACCGCCUCGGGCUGUACCUCGACCUCCACGCCCACGCGAACAAGCGCGGCAUCUUCGCCUACGGGAACUCGUUCGACGACGUGGAGCGGCAGGUCGAGGUGCUGACGUUCGCGAAGCUGUGCGCGCUGAACUGCCCGCUGUUCGACGUGAACGGGUGCAACUUCUCCGAGCGGAACAUGCGCCUGACGGACAAGAACGGGGACUCGAAGGAGGGCUCCGGCCGCGUCAGUCUGUUCCGGGAGACGGGGCUGGUGCACAUCUACACGGUCGAGGCGAACUACAGCACGACCGUGCAGCAGAACAUCACGCCCGACGCCGUCGGGCGGCCCGGCGCGGUGUCGCCGCCGUGUCGCUCGUCGGCGCCCGAGCGCUUCACGGCGGGAUCUCUGAUGAGCGCCGGCCGCCACCUCGCCGUGUCCGUGCUGGACCUGCUCGGGGAGAACCCCGCGUCGAGGCUGCCAUACUCGGAGUUCGGCGCGCUCUCGGAGCUCAAGGGCUGGCUCCGGAAGUGCCUCGCGAUCGCGCAGAAGGAGAAGAAUGGAAACAUGUCGCUGGUGCUGCAGCCGCCGCUCCCGCCCUUCCCGCGCCGCCGCACGCGCCCCGUGCAGCGCGAGUCCUCCCGCGCAGGCGCCCCGCGGCGGCGCCCGGCCGUCGAGCGCGGCGCCAGCACAGGCUCGAUGCGCCCGCACGUCGCGGCGGCGGACGCCGACUCCGCAGCCGUCCCGGCCCUGCCGCCGCCGGGAGGACGCGCCGGCGCCGCAGGGAGGCACGUGCCCACGCGCAGCGCGUCGGCGGUCGCGCCGCACACCGCGCACCCGCCCCGCCCUGGCCGCGGGGCUUCGUUCCAAGCCUCCGAGCGCGCAGCGCAGGCCGCGCACGCGCACGUGCGGGCAAGGGUCAUGCGCGACCUCGACAGCGCGUCCGGCUACGCGAACGGGCGGCCGCACCGCGACCAGCCCAGCAAAGACCCCCCCCCCCCCGCCGCGAAGAACGCCGGCGGGCCGGCCCGGCGGCCGAGCGGCGUGGCCAACAGCGAGAGGCCGCCCGCGCAGAUCGUGGGCCUGAUGCCGCCGAGCGCGCAGUCGGCGCGGCGGAUGGAGGUGCCGGUGCCAGCCGACGGAUACCUGCCGGGCAUUGGGGGGCCCGUGCGCAGUGCGAGCGCGCGGGACGGGGCGUGGCCGCCGUCGCGGAUCCCGCGGCCGCCGCUGCGGCCCGCGCCGGCGGUGUGGGCGACGGACGGCGGGCCCGUUGGGUGGGGCGACCGCGCGCCUGCGGGCUCCUGGCGGAUGCUGGAGCCCGGGUCGGCGGUGACCGGGCUGUUGCAGCCGGGGGAGGUGGCGCGGAUGCCGAGCUUGCGGCAGGGGCGGUGA